Messenger RNA from Zootermopsis nevadensis, 2638 nucleotides. RefSeq names its product putative glutamate receptor. Gene Ontology annotation, cellular component: membrane. The record is from RefSeq and is a predicted model, not a curated record. Lineage: Eukaryota; Metazoa; Arthropoda; Insecta; Blattodea; Termopsidae. Gene Ontology annotation, molecular function: ligand-gated monoatomic ion channel activity.
UCAUUCGUUUCAACUAUGCUCCUUUCUUUGCGUCAUGUCGCAGACAUCGUGUCUUGACUGUUACAUGCCUUGACGCAUGCCGGUGUGCGUCCAACCUUAGUCACCCCUGCCAUAUACAUGUUGCAAGCGUCGCUGUGUGUCGUGCGGGUUGCCUGGCACUCCGUUUCCAGAUGUCCCGUGUGCUGCAUGUCCUGGUACUCUCCCUCGUGGCUUCGCGGUGCGCCGCGACGCUCGGCGUCCUGCUGGCCUUGCAGACGCACUUUCACGCGGGCUGCGUUUACCUCCUGCAAUCUCAGAACACAACAGAUGUAGAACAGAUGCGGAUUUUGCAAAAAUUAAUGUCAACAAAUGGCCGUCAAAUAGCAGCGUAUACCUUCUACGAUCCAAAUCAACUGAAGCCUCGAACCUGUUCCUUCAACAAGCCACUUCACGUGCUGCUAUCUAGCGACAAGAGUACCAAAUUAGCCCUAGCAGAGCUGUCCUCAGAACGAGGCGUCAUGGCGAAAGCUGUUUGGCUUUUGUUUCUUGAUACGUUGCUCGAGCAAUUCUUAGAAGACGUUUACAUUCCCGUGGACUGUGAGUUUAUAGUGGCUCAACGUAGCGGUGAAAAUGCGGUAAGACUUACUGAAGUCUACAGAAUGGCCAAGGAAUUCCCCCUACAUCGUCGCCAUUUUGGAAUUUGGAGCCAAGAUCGAUUGCACGUGAUUACCGAAAGUUUGCUCCGCCGCAGAUCCGAUUUUCACGGCUUUACGAUCACAGCUACAUCUAUGAACAGUCCGCCACUGGUGAUCUUGGACGAGGAGAAAAUGAAAAUGAGAGGGGGGCUGUUCGGAUCCGUCUGGUUCAGUCUCGAGGAGCGCCUAAACUUUACGACGCGGUACGUGGUCCCCAGUUUGAGGUCUUGGGGAACGGUGUACGCGAACAACACGACUACAGGAGUCGUAGGCGUUCUUGCGGACGGUCAGGCUGAGGUCGGCGUCUUCAGCAUGCUAAUUACGUCACGACGGAUGGACGUCAUGGAUUUCACUACGCCGAUACUGAGCCCCAAGUUCCACGUGUUCGUCCGCCAGCCUGACGGCCUUCAGUUGGAGUGGGACACGUACCUGGCGCCUUUCAGCGUCAGACUGUGGCUCACCGUCGUCCUCCUGGUCCUGUUAAUCGCCCUGCUCCUGCCAAAUCUCUAUAGCCUCGGACGACGUCACGGGAUCGCUGAGGCGACCCAGGUGCCCUUCAAGUUCAAGGACUCUCUGUUCUACGUGUUCGGCGCGUUCUGCCAACAAGGUAUGGAGCCAAGCUGUCCGCAGCUGAGCGCUUGUCGAGUGCUGUACCUGACCACGUACUUGACAGCAGUGAUCCUCCUGGCCGCCUACUCGGCCACCCUGAUCUCCUUCCUCUCUGUGAAAAAUGCCGAACUUCCAUUCAGUACCCUCGAGGAGCUCCUUAAAGCCGGAACUCACAAGCUCGGAUGUCUGGAGCAGUCCACAGUACUCAGCCACUUCAUGGACGCGAAGCUGCCGUUGUACCAGCAGAUAUACCAACGGUUCCUGCACCGGAUUCACGGUACGCUGGUGCCUGACAUCGGGGUCGGCCUCUACCGGGUGUGCAGCUCCAACUACGCGUUCAUCGCCUUGUACACGGACGUGAUACAACACCCGCCGUCAGAGCGCGGGUGUCGGCUAGCGACCCUCCCCGCAAGCUACUUCCAGUCCAGUCUGUCUUUGGGACUGACCCUCAACUGCCCCUACAAGGCCUUCCUCAACUACCACCUUCUGACGCUGUAUGACGACGGAGUUCUACACAGACUCAAGGACGGCCUGUUCGCGUCCCUGAACCUGCAGGAGGCUGAGCACAGGGCGAUGGUGGGAGGCUGGCUCAGCGUGGAGAUGCAGCAUCUGCUGCCUAUCCUCAUGGCGCUGGGGACCGGCAUGGUGCUUGGCGCCACCUGCCUCCUGCUGGAGCUCGGGUCAGGGCGCCGGAGUGUCGGCAAGUGGACUGUCUGACAGCUGCGAUCAGCGUCAUACAAAGAGGACUGGAAUAAACUAUGAUGACGAGAUAAACAGACGCAGAAGAAGUGAUGCUACCAGCCGGAAGGCAGAACAGGGUUUGGCCGAUCACUUCACUGUCCCACGUGACUCGAGACUACAUUGCUUCAAUGUUUAUUUACCGACAAUGCAUCAAACACGGAGAAUGAUACAGGGUAGUAUGUAGCACGACUAGAAAAAUUGCAAAAUGCCUGCAGAAUUUUGGUCGAGGAACCAAUAAAUGUUUUCUUACGCACGUUUUGCUUUCUAUAUUUGGGAUGUUUCACUUUAAUUUAUUUUGCGUUCUCUUCGUCAAUAAUUAUGUCGCUUAUUCAGUUUCUUGUAAAUUAAUUCUUUCAACCACAUCAUGAAUCCCACUGCCGUAAGACGUCAUAAACGUCGAUCUUAACAACGAGCAUGUACGAGCCAUUCUUCUGGGGUUUUACUACCGAGGGGGGGGCGUUGAGGUCAAGAUCCAUUCAUUUUAGACUUUGGAACUGCGUGGAAGAAAGGACUUGAAGAUAUCCGCUGAGAGACAGCCAUAUCCGGUCUUGAUUGGAGGGGGGAUAAAGUACCCGCCCUUCCGGGGGUUUCGAACUCCGAUCGUCCAGCCCCAU